Messenger RNA from Phragmites australis (common reed), 1488 nucleotides. RefSeq names its product pentatricopeptide repeat-containing protein At5g61370, mitochondrial-like. Bases 1 to 1488 code for a protein of 495 amino acids. Gene Ontology annotation, molecular function: protein binding. The record is from RefSeq and is a predicted model, not a curated record. The transcript has a single exon. Lineage: Eukaryota; Viridiplantae; Streptophyta; Magnoliopsida; Poales; Poaceae.
AUGGCCCUGGCUGGAAGCUCCCUUCCUCAAAUCCCGAGCCCGUCCUCCGGCCGCGCUGUGUACUGCUCCGUUGCGCCGCCGGAGGACGGCGACCUGGAGGCGGCGGCGGCUGCGGCGCGAGAUGUGGUGUGCUUUGGGGCCGGGAGCCUCGACGAGGUGGGGUGCAGGCUGGACCGGCUGGGCGUCCUGGCCACCGCCGUCUCGCCGGCCCUGGUCGGGCGCGUGAUCGACUCGUGCCGCGAGAGCGGCGAUUCCGGCAGGAGGCUGCUGCGUUUCUUGGCCUGGUGCCGGUCCAAGAACCCCGAGGCUGUGACUGACGAUGCCCUUGAUCGGGCGGUUAGGGCAUUGGCUCGGGCCGGGGACCUCACUGCCAUGAAGAUCGCCAUCGAUGAAGCAGAGAAGGAUAAAAGGAGGAUGGAACCGGAGACGUUCACCGCUGUGGUCGAGGCUCUCGUCAAGGCGGGGAAGGAGGAUGAGGCGGUCCGGCUGUUCAGAGGCCUGGAGAGGCAGAGAUUGCUGCCUGAGCGUGGUAUCGGUGUCGGAGGGGAUGGCGUGUGGUCGAGCAGCCUUACCAUGGUUCAAGCGUUGUGCAUGAGGGGCCAUGCUCGUGAGGCGCAGGGUGUUGUGUGGCAUCAUAAAAGUGAGCUAUCGGCAGAGCCCAUGGUUAGCAUCAUUCAACGUAGCCUCCUCCAUGGGUGGUGCAUUCAAGGGAACGCUAAGGAAGCUCGGAGAGUCCUUGAUGAUAUGAAGUCUUCAGGUGUUCCAUUGGGCUUGCCAUCGUUCAAUGAUUUUCUUCAUUGUCUGUGCCAUAGGAACCUCAGGUUCAAUCCUUCUGCCCUUGUUCCGGAGGCCAUGGAUGUCUUAGCAGAGAUGAGGUCCUAUAGUGUUACCCCAGCUGCCUCUAGCUUCAACAUAUUACUUUCUUGUUUAGGCCGAGCAAGAAGAGUGAAAGAAGCUUAUAGAAUCUUGUACUUGAUUAGAGAAGGAAAGGCAGGGUGCUCCCCUGACUGGGUUAGUUACUAUCUUGUGAUUAGGGUCCUCUAUUUAACAGGGAGAAUCAUUAGAGGGAAAAGGCUUGUAGAUGCUAUGCUUGAAAGCAGGGUGCUUCCCACUGCUAAGUUUUUCCAUGGUCUCAUAGGCGUCCUCUGUGGAAUUGAGCAAGUUGACCAUGCUCUUGACCUGUUCAAACUUAUGAAGAGGUGUCAGUUAGUGGAUGGUCAAACCUAUGAUCUGCUAAUUGAAAAGCUUUGUAGGAAUGGUAGAUUUGAGGUUGGAAGGGAGCUGUGGGAUGAUGCUACAAAGUCUGGUCUUUUGUUACGGUGCUCAGAGGAUCUGUUGGAUCCCUUGAAGACAGAGGUAUUCAGACCAGCUUGUCCAGCACAAAGACUGAGUCCUCAGAGCUAUAAACGCUUGGUCCAAAAAAACAAGAUUAUUGCUGCUGGAGCAAAAAAAAAGGAAACUGCUAUUGCAGCCUCAAGGAAGAAGUAG